UGCCCGCUACGGCCGGCUGUCAUAACAGCGCGUGAGAGAAGUAGAACCCGAGACAGAACCAAAGGAUUGAAAACAUCUGAUUAAGUCACUGCCCGAGUCCAAUCAAAAGGUACACAUCGACGACUUGGUACAGUAACAGUUGCACUAUUUUGGAAGUUUUUCUCUUGUUUUCGAUAACUUUGAGCUUCAGGGACUUUGUGCUGGAGGUUGACUCGGUUCGGUGACACUUAAGCCUCUGUGUCCAGCCGGCAUCAUCUCCAUCUGCAGCGCUCCUUUUUCCUCCUCUGUGUUUAUAGACUGUCUGAUUUGAAAUAUGCCCACAAUUAUGGAACAGCCUUUUUAUGACGACUCGUUUCUCUCUGCUUAUGGCCACCCAGGCGCUGCGUUGCCAGACUACAAGCUGUUAAAGCAGAACAUGAACCUGAACUUCUCCGAUUCUUAUCGGAACGCAAACUUCAAGUCCCAGCACCUGCGCGGAGCCGACGGUGAUUUCUAUACCGCAGCGGCAGCAGCGGACGUGGGCUCCCUGAAACUCGCUUCUCCCGAACUGGAGCGACUCAUCAUCCAGAACAGCAACGGGAUCAUCACCACCACACCGACACCGCCUCAGUACCUGUAUAACCGCGGCAUCACAGAGGAGCAGGAGGGCUUCGCGGAGGGCUUUGUCAAAGCGCUGGACGAUCUGCACAAGAUGAACCAGAUGGCUCCUCCAAACGUGUCCAUCAGUACCGGCGGCAUGGCUGCCUGUUCGGCUCCAGUCUCUGUGUUUGGUUCCCCUAUGCAGCCGGAGCCGCUGGAGUACACUACUCUGAGCAGCUGCGCCUCUAAUUCAAGCUUGUCUUCAGCGGGCAGCUAUCCGUCCACCACCAUCAGCUACCUGCCCCAUCAGUUCCACCAGCAUCACCAGGCGGUUGCGCACGGAUCCCAUUCCUUUCAGAACUCUCUGGCCGCCGCGGGUAUGUACUCACAAAGGUACGGUGGCCUUAAAGAGGAGCCCCAGACCGUCCCUGACAUGCAGAGCAGCGACAACGGCUCCCCGCCGAUGUCUCCCAUAGAUCUGGAGAAUCAGGAGCGCAUAAAGGCCGAGCGCAAGAAGCUGAGGAACCGGCUGGCAGCAUCCAAAUGCCGGCGGCGCAAACUGGAGCGCAUCGCUCGACUGGAGGACAAGGUGAAGGUGUUGAAAAACGACAACGUUGGACUGUCAAACCGGGCGUCUCUGCUACGGGAGCAGGUGGCUGAGCUCAAACAGAAGGUAAUGACACAUGUGAACAGCGGCUGUCAGCUCAUGCUAGCGCCCAAAGUCAAGUCAUACUGAAGAAACAACGAAAGCACUUUACCUGAUCGAAAAACACUGGACACGAACUGCACUGACAUCAAUGAACUCUGUCUUCAGAGAACGGAUGGAUAUGGACUAUUGUGUUUUCUAGAACUCGGAAAACAAACAUGACUAAAACACUUGGAACAUUUUAAGAUACGUUUUUAAAAGUGUCGUCCUGACUCUGCCUGUUUACAUUUUCUUUGGCUGCAUUUGUUCAUGUUUGUAUAAGUUAUUUCUGUUUGUCAAGCUAAGCUUGGCCAACUUCUAUUUUCGUUUUUUACUUGUACAGUAUAUUUAAGUAAAUAUAAUAUACCAAAUA
Cynoglossus semilaevis (tongue sole) is the source of this 1637-nucleotide messenger RNA. RefSeq names its product transcription factor jun-B. Gene Ontology annotation, molecular function: transcription factor binding; RNA polymerase II cis-regulatory region sequence-specific DNA binding; DNA-binding transcription factor activity, RNA polymerase II-specific. NCBI's taxonomy places the organism in Eukaryota, Metazoa, Chordata, Actinopteri, Pleuronectiformes, Cynoglossidae. Gene Ontology annotation, biological process: regulation of cell population proliferation; regulation of cell cycle; regulation of transcription by RNA polymerase II. The record is from RefSeq and is a predicted model, not a curated record. Gene Ontology annotation, cellular component: transcription regulator complex. The transcript has a single exon. The coding region runs from base 314 to 1315 and encodes 333 amino acids.